Molecule: messenger RNA, 5344 nt
Organism: Sebastes umbrosus (honeycomb rockfish)
Lineage: Eukaryota; Metazoa; Chordata; Actinopteri; Perciformes; Sebastidae
Gene: fignl2
Exons: 3
Coding region: 335-2404 (689 amino acids)
Molecular function (GO): microtubule severing ATPase activity; ATP binding; ATP hydrolysis activity
Source: RefSeq, a predicted model, not a curated record
UCCAUGGGGGGAGGGGAGCUGAGUGCUCACUCUGUUGUCACUGGCUAGAGAGAGAGAGAGGGAGAGGGAGAGGGAGAGGUAGAGGGAGGGAGGGAGAGAGAGUGGAGUUGUGUCCCAUAUGUGGAAAAAAAGCAUAGCAGUGCACACACGAGUCUGGUCUGCUCCAGGGAUUAUCGUAGCGCUCUCAGAUCUGAUGGAAGACAUGCAGGCAUGAAUAGGGCUGUUCUGUUGUCAAUGCGAGCUCAUGCUAGUGAUGGACUACAGCCGGACGGACGCUAACCUUAGCGGGCAUUCGCAAAACAGCAUUCGUCCUCACUGAGACCAGCUCCACAGAAUGCUGAGUCCUAUUGUCCCCUAUAGCCUGUUAAAGAUGCACUGGAACCCAGAGCAUGCCCAGCCUCUCAGCCAGUGGCCUGAGCAGCACCUGGACGUCUCCUCCACCACCUCCUCUCCGGCCCACAAGUCGGAGUUCUACGCCGGCCGUGGUCGCGGCGGCUCCAACUACGCCUGGGCCAAUGACGACAUCUCUGCUCUCACAGCCUCCAACCUGUUGAAGCGCUACGCUGAGAAGUAUUCUGGCGUGCUAGACUCACCGUAUGACCGGCCACCUGCCGUGGGCGCCUACCCAGAGCCGGGGGUCUUUGGGGGGCUCACCAUCCCAAAGACUGAGCUGGAGCCCUGGCCACUGACACACAGCACUGAUGCCUCCUAUUCCCUGUUGCCCCCUGGAGGCCACGACAGCCUCUCAGGUUCCAAGGCUGUAGCCACAUCUGCAGGCCCUCCGGGGGUUGGUAGCGUUUCGGUGGUGAACAGUAACCUCUCAGACUCGGGCUACAGCGGCAGCAGCUCCUGCAGCGGCUCCAGCGAGUACCCCUCUAGCUACAACGGCACCUAUCUUUCCUCAGGGUACUGUCCCCAACCCGGUGCAGCACUUCCCCCUGCCUCCCUCCACACCCUGCAAUCCACCCCCACCCUAGUGCCCAGCUAUAGCCCCACCACACCUGUGUAUAACUACCCGCCUAGCACGUACCCUCCCCAGACCAGCCUUGCCCCCAGCUACAGCCACCCCUCUGCAACGUACCUGCCCUCAGGUCUACCCGCCCCUACUCCCGUUCCCUCGAGGCCCACAGUGGUAGGAGGCAGCUACGGUUACCAGAGCACCAACCUCGGGACAUCUGAGUCUGGAGGGACAUUAAAAAGAAAAGCAUUCGAGAUGAGUAUAGAAGAGGAUGAGAGCGGGGACGGGUCUCGUUACAGGAAAUAUAGCUAUGACCAGUUGAAGGCCGGGGGACACUCACCCUACAGCGUGAAUGACAAAACAGAGUGCCGGGGAAACGGCUUCAGCACUUCAGGCAGCACAGACCCUCAAACCUUCAAGCCCAGCAAGCCCUCCUCCCAGCCCCUGGUGUCUCCUCAGUACGGGGCAGCUGGGGAGUACAGCCCUCCAGCGGGCAUGACGGGGGAGAAUGGCGUAGCUGAGCAGGGCUUCAUCCAACAGCAGCAGCACCGCUCCCAGGCCCACAAACGGCCCCCAUUGUGUGCUCCGAUUAUUGAGACUAUGAAGAGCCCAGACCCCCGACUGUUGGACCUUGUCAAUGGGGAGUUACUGGACUGCAGCCCGGCACUGGGCUGGGGCGAGCUGGCCGGGCUCACCCAUGUCAAGGCUGCCCUGGAGGAGGACCUGCUGUGGCCCGUGUUGAGGCCCAGUCCAGUGAUGCGGCCGCCAAGAACCGUCCUGCUGUUCGGCCCCCGGGGAGGAGGUAAGACGAUGUUGACUCGUUCUCUGGCUUCACAGUUGGGGGCUUCCUUCUACCGGCUGAGUGGAGCCAUGCUGGCCUCUAAAGGGAAAGCUGAGGCAGAGCACAUUCUGGGGUCUCUUUUGCAGGUGGCCGGGGCGCGGCAGCCCUCUGUAGUGCUGCUCAGCCAGGUGGAGGCCAUGGAGGAGGAGGGGCUGAGGCAGACACUGCUGACCACCCUGGAGAAAGCCCAGGUGGGGACCACAGGUCUGGUGAUUCUUGUAUGUGCCACUGGUAGGCCAGAUCUGCUGCAAGACGCAGUUCACCGGAGCUUUGCCAAGCGAUAUCACGUCGGCCUGCCAGACGUGGGGAUGCGCAGGCAGGUGCUGCUGCAGGCGCUGUCGCCCCAGGGCUGCACCCUGAGCGAGAGGGAGCUGAGCGCUGUGCUGCAGCGCACCGAGGGCUUCUCGGUGUGGGAGCUGCUGCAGCUCAGCCAGCACGCACUCUCCUCAGCAUCCUCCCCCACCGGGGCCAUGCAUGGCCACCCCACAUCCUCCAAACCCCCAGCCUUCACAGACUUUGAGAAUGCCUUCUGCAAGGUGCGCCCACACACCACCACAAAAGAACUGGACACUUGUAUAGAGUGGAGCAAGAUGUAUAACCACUGAGAAAGCAGCCAGUCACUAUACUCGGACUGCGUUACCACCCUGUCUUUGCUUCGACAUGGAAAGCCUUGGGAAUGUUUUUGUUGUUGUUUUGUAAUUACAGAUUAUGCAGCCAAAAGAGCCAGAGAAGCUCAGCGAUACGGGAGGGGCUGACAAAGUUGUUUUGCUGGCAGAAGCAUGCCAUGGUGUGCUGUUUUCGUUUUCGUAUGAAUAUCCGCAAUAUUUUGUUUUUCCCAAAGAAAAGAAAGAUGAAUAGGCCUUGUUGAGUGGGGUAGUGUAUUAGUCUUUUGGCCAACAGGAAAAUCAGAUUAUAUACUAUUUGGGUACUCUCAGAGAUCCUGAUUAACCUUGGUCUGGGACAAAAUCAAUUAUUUGUUGCAAGGUGACGUGGUCCAAGAUUAUGGAUAAUCAGGGUUUGGAAAAUCCCCCCUUUGACUGCUACUCUCAGGAUCCUAUUUAUUGCCAGUCCACUUCCAUGCUAUCCUAAUGUUGAUAGAGUCAUGGGAUUGUCACUGAUUAUUCAGCACGAAGGGCUUGGGAUCAGCACAUUUCAACAAACCACAGUUUUUUGACCAAAAAAGACGUCAAACCAAAUGCAUAAUCAGCAGCGUUGCUAUAAUUCUCAAAACAGACUCAAAAUCACAAAGAAUAAAAGAAUCCCUCUCAAAUCCAAACAUGCUGCUGUCCUUCCCCCGGAGUUGAGUUGUUCAAGUAAAACCUUGCAGUCACUCAACAUGUUGUUGGUUGUAGAAAUACUUCACACACAAUAGUACUAUACUCACACUUUAAAUAGAACAAUUUACUUAACUUCUACAUACAUUUUGUUCUCGAUCUCACAUUCCUCAUCGUCUGCAGUUUUCCUGAGAAUCUCACUUCCAGAACAAAAGCGUGUACCUACAGCGUGUCUGUUUUCUCUUCCACUUACUCCUUUUCGUUUUCUUAGUGUGUACUCUUGUUUGAAAUGCUCAGGAAGAAUUUCUUUACCUCAGAAAUAUGAAAUAAAGAAUGUAUGUAAUCUUAGGGUCUUAGUAGAAAGCGCCGCGGAGCGAGGAGAAACCUGACAGUCUUGUAACACCCACUACAGCUGGGCUUUUACCUCGGGAGAGAAACUUGAAUAUGCUACAAAGAGUAACAUUGAAUGUAAUUCAGGUAUUUCAAAGGAUAUUUGAUGCCAUAAAUCCAUGUAUUAUUAUAUAUGAAUAUAUAAAUAAGUUUUUCUUUUCUGUUCUUUUACCCUUUUAUUUUUAUUGUAGUUUAUGGUGGAGUGAUGAUUGUCUUCAAGAAAUGCUAUGUAGAAUACAGAAAAUAUUCCUAUUUUUGUUGGACAAACUGUUUGCAAAUGUUACUUCGUGUUUACCUGUAUAUGCAUGUCUGCUGUUUUAUAGUUUCACGGCUGCAAAAUUUGAAAAUGUAAAUACAAUGCACACAAUCAUACAUGUACACUCACAGUGAGCACAAAAUACCUUCCAAAAAGAGAACACAAAAGGCUAUUCGUAGCUUUUCAGCUAAUCCCAAAGUCUAAGAAUUCACAGUUUAUGUGUACAUAUUGUGGAUGAACAUGUAGACAAUCCAGACAAAUCUCUCCUUUUCCACCAGUUCUGUUUUAACAAGCUGGAAAAACCCGGUCACUGGGCUGCUGGUGCAGAGGUCGUACAUGUUAGACUGUUGCCAUGGUCCUGAGGAGGUAUACACACAAUGAUGUAAUAUUUCCCACUGCCCUUUCCUCCCUCCCUCCCUCCCUCAUCAUUAUUUUUCUCUUUUUCUCUCUCCCCAGUGCAAUCUCAUUAGAUUGGAUUGCCCCCUGGCCACGAGCCCCAGUGGCCAUGUGGCGUUGUAUCCUCUCCCCCCCUCUCUCUUUUCUCCCUCCCCUUCCCUUGUACCGAUUCCUCUGGAGUGGAAGUGGUCUGAUUGAUGUCCAGCAACCCUAUAUCACAGUGCAGCCGUCCCUCUCCAGCUGGUGGCUUCAGUCAUGCCAUACAGCCAGAUCAAUCAGAGUGACCCCCGCUGUGCAUACUGAUCAGCGAAACCGAAAACACAUUUACAACUUACAGAACAACCCAUGCCUCCAGCGGCACGCUCUAGAUAACGAUAGCGAUUAUUCACAUGUAAUUACAGCAAUUAAAUAAUAACGAUGACUUAAAGGUAGGGCUGACCCGAAUGCUUCGAAGCUUCGACCGUUACCUCGGUAUUCAACCUCAAAAUCAGUAUUCAAAUGCUUCAUUUUUUAGUUUAUGUAUAAGUAUAUAAUCAUGUAUAAAUACCAAAAUAGCCCAUGAAAUAAGGAAUAACCCAUCGACCUUCACACCUACGGGCGAUUUAGAGUCAACAAUUAACCUAACCUGCAUGUCUUAGGACUGUGGGAGGGAGCCGGAGAACCCGGAGGAAACCCACGCUAAUACGGGGAGAACAUGCAAACUCCACACAGAAGGGGUCCUUAUAAGGAAUAAUCACGUAACAUUUUUCAUGUCCCGGGCACUGAAACGAUGGAAAUGGAGACAGACAAACAAGAACAUGUCAGCCUGCUGCGCCGCGCCGCAAAGCGAAGCUUCGAAUACCUUUGAAUUAUACUCCCCAAAGCUACGAAGCCCAAAAAAAUAGUAUUCGGAAAAGCCCUACUUAAAGGUAUAAGUAGCUAGAACAUUUUUGAUUUGCUGUCGUGCCCACUACUCCCGACAGUUUGUCCAACAAAACAAGCUUUUAUUUUUUACAUGUUUUGAUCUGUUAUGGCGGUAACUUUGUUCUUGGUUAUUGUACAUUUUCUGUAACCAUUUCUACCUCAUUUUUGCGGCAUAUUGUACAUGAAAGUAUUUAUUUCAUGUCUUUUUUGAUGUCUGUUUUAAACAUGAUAAUAAUGUUCUUGAACUGUAAUGGUCUACCUCAGAAAAGACUGUAUUUUAAGAGAAGAGUAUCACACAAUAUUAAACAGAAUUUGUCAAUAUUGCA